Molecule: messenger RNA, 591 nt
Organism: Morus notabilis
Lineage: Eukaryota; Viridiplantae; Streptophyta; Magnoliopsida; Rosales; Moraceae
Exons: 1
Coding region: 1-591 (196 amino acids)
Source: RefSeq, a predicted model, not a curated record
AUGUUCGCGGAUGUGGAAGAAGAAUUGGUUGAGCUUUCCCUCAAUUCGGUGGUGGGUCUUACGGCACCUAAAACCAUGAAACUCCAAGGGCAAGUCGGGGGAUGUGAGGUAAUUAUUCUGAUCGAUAGUGGGGCGACCCACAAUUUUAUUGCAUGUGACCUAGUUAAGGGGUUGGGGUUGGCGGUGGACCGGACCGGGGGAUAUGGCGUGGUUAUAGGAACAGGGUUAUCGGUUAAGGGAGAAGGAAUAUGUCGGUGGGUGGCUGUGUCGAUGCAGGGAAUUGAGGUUAUAGAAGAUUUUUUACCCUUGGAACUAGGGAGCUCUGAUUUGAUUUUGGGAGUCCAAUGGUUAGAGACCCUGGGCGUAAUGAUGGUGAAUUGGAAGACUCUGCUUAUGAAAUUUAGUUUAGGUGGAUGUUCGGUGUCGUUGAAGGGGGACCCUGGAUUGAAUAAGGUUUCGGUCACCCUUAAAGCACCCAUGAGGGCUCUCAAACAUGAUGGUCAGGGAAUUUGGGUGGAACUGAAUAAUGUGGGAAUGAGCACGCAGGAGGAGGUGCGCGGAGUGCCGGAAGGGCUACAGAGGGUGUUGUAG